Messenger RNA from Sclerotinia borealis F-4128, 450 nucleotides. The record is from the annotation of a GenBank genome assembly. Lineage: Eukaryota; Fungi; Ascomycota; Leotiomycetes; Helotiales; Sclerotiniaceae.
AUGGCAGCUACCAAUUUAAGAAGCCGACCGAAACUAAGAGAUGUGCCUACUAAUAUAGCAUGGCUUGACAAGAGAGGAAAGCCGUCGUCAAUGGUCCUUGAAAAUGCCAAGCCACCGGCAUAUCGUUGCACGCCACGCAUAUAUAUCACACGUCUUUGCCCGAGAAGCGGUACCACCAUUCAAGUCCUACGGUUCACAUUGAAAGUGUCGCAAGAAAGAGGCAUAACACACGACAUUUCGGCCAACAGUCGAAGUUUUCCAGCUACCCGGCGAGUUGCCGAUACUCACGUUUCUCUCUUGCAUGAUUAUACCGCAAAACAACGCCAAAAACCGAGUGCUGAAGAGGAAGAGGAGGAGCUAGAGGAAGAGCUAGAGGAUUUGGAAGUGGAAGCGGCUGCCGCUGCGCUACUGGUAGUCGCCGAUAAGUUUCCCACAUUAGUGUUCCCAUAA